Messenger RNA from Ixodes scapularis (black-legged tick), 961 nucleotides. RefSeq lists its product as uncharacterized. The transcript has 7 exons. Lineage: Eukaryota; Metazoa; Arthropoda; Arachnida; Ixodida; Ixodidae. The record is from RefSeq and is a predicted model, not a curated record. The coding region runs from base 59 to 835 and encodes 258 amino acids.
UGUCGUCUGCUAACGGAGCAGCUGAAGCCGACCGUUUUCAGAGAGACGAAAAUCAGCCAUGAAUGCCGAGUACAAGUUAUGCUGGCAUGAUAACGUCGUGUACAAGUUGAAGUUUGUCUGGCCAACGGAAUCCUCGAAACUACCGCGCCAUGAAAUGCUGGAUACCAUACAAGCUGUGGUAAAGAUGGCGCGCACAGGACCCAUCCUUCCAAAAGUUUCUACCGACUUAUGUAUUGUAGAGAUUCACCCUAGCCCCUGGAGGCUGAACCAGCAGAUGCAUUUCCAGAGAGGGAACCAGACAUACAAGCUGCACCACCUGCAGUUUGGCCUCCAUUUAUACAAAAAGUGGACAAAGCCACCAAAAGUGAGCUACAGCGCAGACAGCUCCUCGAGCGAUGGUGCCCUUGAGCCCACGCCCCAAAGAACCAAGAGAUCUGCGAGGAAACACUGGGACACACCGAGCCAGUGCCUUUCCCUAGUUCCGAAGAGGCAGAGAACAGACGAAGAGCUCGAGCUGCCCUUUGCGGUACAAGAGUGCAUCAGGAGGCUCAGACGGAGCGACGUCGAACAGAGAUUCACCAUCACAAGCCACAACGUGCCAGAUGUAGUCUGCCGAAAGAUCAACAGACUCUCAGCCUCCGAGGGGGCUGGCAACCACAGCACCAUCAUCAUCCUGGAUGGGAGCGCCCUCGCGAUGGCGCCAAACCCCGUUGGCGCCGUCAAGUUCACCGAGUUUCCACCACACGGCGGGAAUGGACCCAGCCGCGGUCUUCUCGGCUUCGUGGGAAGAAUGCUGUCAGCACCGUUCAGCUACAUUUCCAAGUGGUUUUCGUAAGGCAAGAACGCACCACAGUACAAGAAGACAUUAUACAGCCUUAUUUAUUCAUUGUCUAUUUAAUACAAUUUUAAGCUUUAUGCUCGCUAUCCCAAGCAGGUAAAAAUAAAGCUUUAGUUUCACAAA